Molecule: messenger RNA, 4768 nt
Organism: Oncorhynchus kisutch (coho salmon)
Lineage: Eukaryota; Metazoa; Chordata; Actinopteri; Salmoniformes; Salmonidae
Product: ATP-dependent RNA helicase DDX42-like
Exons: 16
Coding region: 1668-4001 (777 amino acids)
Molecular function (GO): nucleic acid binding; RNA helicase activity; ATP binding
Source: RefSeq, a predicted model, not a curated record
ACACACGGUAAUGACGCAAAACACUUUCGAGUCGCGCUGUGAGAUUUGGCAGUGGUAAACAGAUCUUUCUUGGUGGUGAAAACAGGACAGCUAUGAACUGGAGCAAGGGUGGCCCAAGUGGUAAGCGAGGGUUCGGGUUUGGAGGAUUUUCCCUUGGUGGUGCUGGUGGAGGAGGAGGAAAGAAAGAAGAACUGCACGUGCCUCAGAAAUCCCACACGUCCUUCGGAGGCGCAGGGACAGCUGGAGGUUAUGGCAAGAACCAGCAACUCCCUGCAUUCUACAAGAUAGGAACAAAAAGAGCAAAUUUUGAUGAAGAGAAUGCAUAUUUUGAAGAUGAUGAAGAGGAGUCAAGCAGCACAGAUUUGCCAUAUAUCCCAGCUGAGAACUCCCCCACACGGCAACAAUUCCAGUCUGGAGGGGGCUCAGACAGUGAGGAUGAUCCUCUGGAUGCUUUCAUGGCCCAAGUGGAGGACCAAGCAGCUAAAGACAUGAAGAAACUGGAGGAAAAAGAGAAGGAAAAGAAGGUUGAAAAGUAAGAUCCCUUCAAUUUCUACCCUUUAAGCUUAGGUCCUUCAAAAUUACUUUGUCAAUAAUAUAAGCAAAACUAUUAUUAGCAAAGGCCCUAUUCAAGGCCACCAGGCAGGCAGGUGUAGUACAUUCUUCUAUUUCACCUGUGUAUUGAUUUGCACAUAUUUCUAUGGUUAUUAGUCAAGUGUCUCAAUUAUUAAUCUAUUCUCAUCCCAAAACUCUAGCAUGUUAUUAAGAUACUGUAGAUAUAAAGUUCCCACUUCAACUACAACCAUUCACCACUGUGGAGCAGAGAUAUGUCUCAUUUGAAAUAAUCUGUCUUGCCAUUCAAUUACCUUAAAUUUCCCCAGUUGGUCCAUACUGUAGGUAACUCAUCAAGCCUGCCUUGCAUGGCGACUAUGUAGGGAGGGGAUAAGCGUGACAUUAGACAGGUUGUGGGGAAUCAUGGGUGAACAAACGAGUCGCAGGGAAGUUUUUUUUUCUCCGCUUGUUUUUACAGGGGUAUACGUGAUGACAUUGAAGAGGAAGAUGAACAAGUAAGUGAUCCAUCCAACGUUCCUAAUUUACUACUGAUCAGAGAGCCUCCAGACCCCAACCUCCCCUCCCGACCCAUCUAUGGCCAAGUCUCACCACCUACCACAUCUCUUGCUCUUUUUUUCUCUCUUUUACUCCAUAGCUCUCUCACACUAUGCUAACAAACCCAAUUGCAGGUUGAAUCCUUCGCCCUAUCCUUCUUGGAUAUGUACAUGCAUACUUGUGGUGUCAAUUAUAUAUAUAUAUUUUUCUUUUUUAUAUACCCAUGCCUAAACUAAGCAUGUUGAUUAAUAGUUUAUCAUCUCUUUUCAAAUAUGCCAUACUGUAAUGAAUGUUUACUAUUAACUGUUGCUGUUCUUACUACUUUGUGAAGGGGGGUUAUAAAAUCUGACACUGUGAUCAAUUUCAGUCCAAAUAACGCAAAGACUGGUUUAAACUGAGUGUUAAAACAUAAAAUGGCUUAGACUCUGACAUUGAUAUGGGCGAUCAUCAGAGCAUUUUGCCGUUGACUGUAUUUGAAUGUAUAUCCCCCGGUUAUGAGAGUGGUAAGAGUGCCUGCAUGAAUGUGUGCUACAUUAGGCGUUUAAGCUGACCCUGGUUGACUCAUGCGGCUGUGCUCUGUGCAGGAAGCCUACUUCCGCUACAUGGCAGAGAAUCCCACAGCUGGGCUGACCGCAGAGGACGAGGAUGAGAACAUAGACUACGACAGUGAUGGGAAUCCCAUUGCCCCCACCACUAAGAAGAUCAUCAUGCCCCUGCCCCCGAUGGACCACUCUGAGAUUGACUACCCACCUUUUGAGAGGAACUUCUACAACGAGCAUGAGGAGCUUCUCAGCCUGACAGGCACAGAGGUGUUUGAGCUGAGACACAAACUCAACCUGCGGGUGUCUGGUGCCGCCCCUCCUAAACUCUCCACCAGCUUCGCCCACUUUGGGUUUGACGAGCAGCUGAUGCAUAUAAUCCGCAAGUCGGAGUACACUCAGCCAACACCUAUUCAGUGCCAGGGAGUUCCCAUUGCCCUUAGUGGGCGGGACAUGAUUGGCAUUGCGAAAACUGGUAGUGGCAAGACUGCAGCCUUCAUCUGGCCCAUGCUAGUUCACAUCAUGGACCAGAAGGAACUGGAGACUGGAGAGGGGCCUAUUGCAGUCAUCGUGUGCCCCACCAGGGAGCUCUGUCAGCAGAUCCACGCGGAGUGUAAGCGUUUUGGGAAAGCAUACUCCCUGCGCUCGGUGGCGGUGUAUGGAGGAGGCAGCAUGUGGGAGCAGGCCAAGGCUCUUCAGGAGGGGGCAGAGAUAGUUGUGUGCACCCCGGGUCGUCUGAUUGACCAUGUGAAAAAGAAGGCCACCUCUCUGCAGAGAGUGACAUACCUGGUGUUUGAUGAGGCAGAUAGAAUGUUUGAUAUGGGCUUUGAGUAUCAAGUGAGAUCCAUUGCCAGCCAUGUACGACCUGAUCGACAGACUCUUCUGUUCAGCGCCACCUUCCGUAAGAAGAUUGAGAGGCUGGCUAGAGAUAUCCUGGUGGACCCCAUCCGCGUGGUGCAGGGAGACAUCGGGGAGGCCAAUGAGGAUGUGACCCAGGUAGUGGAGAUCAUGCCCAGUGGGGUGGAGAAGUGGGGCUGGCUGACCCGCCGCCUGGUGGAGUUUACCUCCUCUGGAUCUGUACUUAUCUUCGUCACCAAGAAGGCCAACUGUGAAGAGCUGGCCACCAACCUGACCCAGGAGGGCCACAGCCUGGGCCUGCUGCACGGAGACAUGGACCAGAGUGAGAGGAACAAGGUCAUCGCUGACUUCAAGAAGAAGAGUCUGCCCGUGCUGGUGGCCACCGACGUGGCAGCCCGUGGUCUGGAUAUCCCUUCAAUACGCACAGUAGUGAACUAUGACGUGGCUCGGGACAUCGACACACACACACACCGAAUUGGCCGAACUGGUCGUGCUGGAGAAAAGGGUGUUGCCUACACCCUUCUCACCAGUAAAGACACAUCAUUUGCAGGAGACCUUGUGCGUAACCUGGAGGGAGCCAAUCAAAGCGUCUCUAAGGAGCUGAUGGACUUGGCAAUGCAGAAUCCCUGGUUCAGGAAAUCACGCUUCAAGGGCGGCAAAGGGAAGAAGCUAAACAUUGGAGGAGGUGGUCUGGGCUACAGAGAGAGGCCAGGAUUGGGAGCUGAAAGUUCUGAGCGUAGUGGUGGUGCUGCCAUGGGUAACUAUGAGGGCUACAGCAAGCCUACCGGAGCCAUGGGAGACCGCAUGUCAGCAAUGAAGUCAGCCUUCCAGUCUCAGUAUAAGAACCACUUUGUGGCGGCGUCCGGCAUGGUUCCUAAACUCACCACUAAGUCCAGUAGCUCUUCAGGCUGGACCAGCGCUGGAAGUCUGAGCUCCGUCCCCACCGGGGCCCCUGAGGGCCCAGAUCGGCCCCGUGGGCCCCCCUCCUUAACCAUGGCCCCUCCAGCAGCCCUCAGCAUGGGCACCAAGAUGGCAGGCUUCACCAGCGCUGGCUCCCUGAGCUCUGUGUCAGACAGCCAGGCCACUGCUCCUCAGGGGAAUGCCGCCCCACCCUCACCCAGGGAAGGGCCCCGUGACAGACAUGGUGAUGAAAGGAGUCGCCAUGGAGAUGGCCACUAUCGUGACAGGAGAGACAGGAGCGAGCGGCACAGUGGCGGGGGAGAGCGGGACCGCUACGGGGAGCGGGACCGCCACGUAGACCGCGACAGAUACGGGGACAAGGAUCGCCAUGGCAGCAGUGGGCGCCAUGGCGAUAGUCGUAAUGGAGAGGGAAGUAGAAGGGACAGAGAGCGAGACGAUUGUAGAGGUGACAGGGAGAGUGGAGACAGGGCAGGGAGUGAAGGAAGGGGGGACAGAGCUGAGGCGAAAGGAGACCGAGAGGAAGACAGCUUUGCAGUCCCAGAUCCACCAAAACGCAAAAAGAGUAGGUGGGACAACUAAAGCACAAACACAUCACCUGUAAAGCAAGCAACCAACUGUUCUUAGAUGAGCAUGCCUAGUCUGUAGAUGCACAGCUGGUCAUUUCAGCUGAAACAUGCACAGAAUUUCAAGGGUUAAUGUGUGAACCGACCCUACUGCGCGGUGUAAAUGCAAGGGGAAAGAUAUGCUAUCCUGCAUUGGUUGGGGAUUCAGAAACAUGGCUCCUGAUUGUCAGCUUGUCUGAAGAAGUGUUGAGAUUUUGGAUAGAGUUCCACUCUACUGUGCAUGGAGAAAAAUCUACUGUAAAUAUACCAUCCAGAUAGUUUAAACCUCACCAUAAGUGAGAUGGUCAAUCUUUCUGGUCAAUAGAAGGGAGCAGUGGAGCUGUUAUGCAGUCCUGAAGCCACAGAAAACACCUGUGAUUGAGAUGUCUGUUGUAUUCUUACGUCCACCCCCUGUCGUUCUAGUUAAACUCUUAGCCCUGAGUAACCCAAUAGCCCUAUUGGACUAAAUGUGAGUGUAUAUUAUCAACCCACGUUAAUGACAGAUCUCCUUUUUUAUUAUUAUAAGUGUACUACUUCCUGUGAAUCCAUCUGUGUUUGUGAACUUUGCAGCUUGUAUUCACUUCUUAGUAAAGUGCCUCUGUGUCACGUAGGUGUUUUUUAUGCUUUUGAAAGUGGAGUGUAUGUAAAAAUGUAUUUGUUAAUUUUUGUGUGAGGCUACGCUUGAGUUCAUUCACGGGAGCAUGCCAAGUAUUUUUGAUUAAAAAAAAUGGCUUUGGCAGUUUA